GAUGAUUAGCGUCGUCAACAACAACAACAACAACAACGACAAAGAGUAUCAACGAGGUUAAAUAAAUGAACACCAUCUAACAAAGCUGUGGGAAAGCCAGUUGAUGACACUGCAAUCUAAAACAAGGAUUGGUAAACUUAGAACCGAAAGAGCCGAUAAGAGGGUUACGAUAAAUGUAAGUGGAAGAAGGUUUUGUACAUGGGACAGCACGCUAAAGAAAUAUCCAGACACGUUGUUAGGCAGCGAGGCAAUUAAGCUCUACUUCGACAAUGACAAAAAGGAAUAUUUUCUUGACAGAGACCCCCACAUGUUUCGAUACAUUCUUAACUUCUAUCGUGACGGCAAGUUACAUUUAUCCAGCGAGGACUGCUUUGGUGCCUUCCACGAAGAACUUCUCUUCUACGGAAUUAACAUUGACAGCAUAAAUGACUGCUGCUGGGAAAGUUGUUAUAAUCUCUCUAAAAAACUCUGCCUGAAAGGGAAUUUGGACGAGCAAUGCGGAUGUAGAAAGAUGGAAGACGCUCGAAAUAAAUCGUUUCUUCGCAAAUGGCUCUGGGACCUCCUCGAAAACACAGAAACAACUCGCCUGGGGAAAUGUGUUCAGGGUUUCAUCGCAGUUCUUAUUUAUCUUAGUGUUGUAUGCACAAUUGUUGAGACAGAGCGAUGCACCAACAACCUCUCAUGCGAGGAAAAAUAUCCUCUUCUUUUCUUCAUAAUUGACGCCUUCUGCGUGAGUGUCUUCACUGCGGAGUAUUUGCUCAGAUUAUAUGCAUCUGAUAAUCGUCUUAAGUUCCUAGUGAACAAGAUGAAUAUCGUGGAUUUGAUGGCGGUUGCACCGUUCUACGUUAUUCUUUUAUUUCAGCAUCUCUUUCCUGGAUCCUCUUCGGCGGUGGAAAAGGCCAGCGGCUUGAUGGUUCUCCGCAUGCUCCGCGUCUUUCGGAUACUCAAGCUUUCCCGGCAUUCUAAACAUAUGAGGCAGAUGGGAAGGGCGUUGAAGCGAGCAAUUGUGGAUUUGGGCUUUCUGCUCUUUGCGUUCUUGUUGACGAAUAUUUUAUUUUCAAGUGUGUUGUACUAUAUUGAACAAACAAAAGCUGAGGAGACAGAAUUCAAGAGUAUUCCCGAGAGUAUGUGGUAUACCAUAAUCACUAUGAUGACUGUGGGGUAAGAAAAAACAAUUUCUUUCAUUGGUUGCUAGGUCAGGUCAGUGUGGCCAUUUCUAAUUUGAUUUUACGCAACUGAAUCACGUUUGAAAACAAGUUCCCUUUGAAUUAUUUUUUUUUUAAAAUGAAUUUUAGGAUUUUCCUUGAUUCGGACUCACGUUACCAGCUACGCUGUAACAAUGGUAUAUUGUUAGAAAGACCUCGGCUAAGAACGAAGAAGACUUUGGGAGAUCGCGCGUUAUCGAUGGCUGCCCCCUUUUUAUGGAACAGUCUUCCUCUGCCAAUAAGACAGGAAACAUCAAUCGACUCUUUUAAACGCUCUGUUAAAACAUAUUUAUUUAAGAAGGCUUUUAGUUAGAUUAUUUAUUUAUUUAUUUAUUUUUAAAUAUUGUAAUUUUACCGGGUAAUUUUACUGGUUUUUAAUUUAGUUAUUAAUAAUAUUGUAAUGCGCUUUUGAGUAUUUUUAUAGAAAAAGCGCAAUAUAAGUAUUAAAUAUUAUUAUAGUAAAAAGGAAAUUUAAUCGCUGAAGAAAUUAUUUGUUUUCUAAGGAAAAUCAUACUAGUCUCUCUGCUUUAUACGAAAGAAAAAUCUGCCUCAAGAAGCCUGACUGUUGCGGCAGUUUAGAUAUUCGAUUGUUCUUGGAGACAGUUUCUCCUUAACAUUUUUGCGAGCCUUUUCCUUGCCCAAAGCAAAUUAAUCGCGCACACGUUUUCAAAUUCGGAUGCGUUCGUAGCAUUCUCACCUGUUUCAAAAAUUCUUCAAGUUCGGGAAUUUUGAAGUCGUCAAGAACACCAGGUGUCUCGGUUUCUCAUAUUUCUUAAUAGUAAACAGCUCCCUCUAGACUCUAGGUUUUUUGGAUGCCUUCAUAUGCUCAACCCAAUUACACUCAUAAAUAUUUUCUUAACUUCGCACCAUGGAUAAAACAAGGACAAACAAUUAGCCGCGACAUCAACCGUGCGUCUGCAAUCUUACAAAUCCUAGCCGACGACCAAUCACAGUGCAUAAGCAUUCGGUACACUAUGCGAAAGAAAAUACAACUUUUGGAGCUCUAAUCAGGCACGUAUAGAAGUUUUAUUAAUCAGAGUGUAUAGCGGAGCUCCACAGCUAAGAAAAUUUGGUUAUCUAUCCAUCCGAGAAAAUUUUGGUAGUCCGGUGACCGAAUAUCCGUUCGUCCAUUCAUACGUCGACACCACAGGCGAACCAAUGUAAUAUCACACACUUUCUAGCUACCUGCAACGUUACAUUGCACAUCAAUGUUGUAGUUAAUUGACAGCUGCCAAAACAGGGUAUCCGCUGACCAAUAUCGCAUGGCCAUAUCGCGGGCUCAGGUGUCGACCCAUCGAAGCAACGGCAUGUUACUAGUUUUCAACUGAUUCCAGGAUCAACUCUAAGUGGUUUUCUUUGCAAUGGUCGCAAAUUAAUUGUUUGCGGUGAAUCAUAAAUUCAUUAACAGGAACUAUUGCUUUUCUUUUCAGUUAUGGUGACAUGGUCCCAGUAACAGUUAUUGGCAAAGUUUUAGGCUGCGUGUGUUGCUUGUGUGGCAUCUUAAUGCUAACUCUACCGAUACCAAUUAUACAAGAGGGAACACUGAAACCUAAAGAAUCCUGAGCACAACUCUCACUAGCCAGGGAUGGCAGAGCUUAUGAAUCCAGAGUGUGACAGUGUUAUUUCAGUUAUCUCAGACGGAAUCAGGAGUUGUAAGAAGUAGUAAGAAAUAAAGAAUAACAACUGAGUGUCUGGAUCACGUCAAAACAAGAGAGG
Messenger RNA from Porites lobata, 2921 nucleotides. Lineage: Eukaryota; Metazoa; Cnidaria; Anthozoa; Scleractinia; Poritidae. The record is from the annotation of a GenBank genome assembly.